GCUUCCGGCGCCGCUCCGGCUUCCGGCUGGGAUCGGAACCUGGAGCCCGGAAUUCGAUCCGGGCGCGAGAAAAAAUUCCCCCCACACAAGCAGAUUUCAGAAAUGGCAGAAGAUGGCAGUGAAGAGACUAUGUUCAUAUGGUGUGAAGAUUGUAAUCAGUAUCACGAUUCAGAAUGCCCAGAGCUGGGCCCAGUGGUGACAGUCAAAGACUCCUUUGUAUUAAGUAGGGCAAGAUCAUCUCUUCCCUCCAACUUGGAGAUCAGGCAACUUGAGGAUGGAACUGAAGGUGUUUUUGCGAUAACUCAACUGGUCAAGCGCACCCAGUUUGGCCCCUUUGAAUCCAAGAGAGUUGCCAAACUGGAAAAGCAGUCACCAUUUCUACUGAAGGUUUUUCAAAAGGAUAGCCCUCCAGUAUUUUUUGACACCUCUAAUGAAGAUGAUUGUAACUGGAUGAUGAUGGUAAGGCCAGCCAAUCAAUAUGAUCACCAGAACCUGACGGCUUUCCAGCAUGAAAAUGACAUUUACUUCACUACUUCCCGCGACAUCCCUCCAGGAACUGAGUUACGAGUAUGGUAUGCAGCUUUCUAUGCCAAAAAAAUGGAAAAGCCAGUUCUGAAGCAAGUUACUAGCAUUUCCACUGACGUGUGUUUAGUUGUGAUGGAAUGCGACCAAGAAGAGAACAACACUGCUUCAAAACCUGGUACCUUUUCUCUCAAGAAAAUCAAGACUUCUCAGCCUUCUAAAGCAGAUCAUUCAGAUGUGUGUUUAGUUGUGAUGGAAAGUGAUCAAGAGGGAAAUAAAUCUAGCAGUGCUUUUUCACUCAAGAAAAGCAAGAAUUCCCGAUCUGCAAAAGCUACUCCUUCAGAACAUCUGCUGAGUCACCUGGAGCAAGCCAAAGGAACUCCAACUACUGAACAACAUGAUGCUCUUCCAGAGAAGGCUGUGGAGGCUCCCCCUGCUGACGAACCCGUAAUCUGUGAAAAUGCCAAUGCCUCUGCCGAUGUGAAAAAAAAGUCGCGAAGGGGCAGAAAGCCAAAAGUGAACAAAGCUGAAAUGCCUCUUGUGAUUGUGGAUGACAAAGAUUCUUCUGUGGAGCAGGUAGCUGAAAUCAUAACAGAGAUCCCACCUGAUGAUGCAGCCCUGCCUUCUCCUGCAGAAGAAAGAAUUAUGGAGCUGGUGUUGGGGAAGCUGCCCAGUGCUACGAACACUGUGAAUUCUAUCACAAAGUUUUCUCAUCAUCAGAGCUCUAUGUCCCUUAAGAGAAGCUUGAUCCUCUCUAGCAGACAUGGGAUACGGCGGAAACUAAUAAAACAACUCGGGGAACACAAGCGGGUGUAUCAGUGUAACAUCUGCAGUAAAAUGUUCCAGAACAGCAGCAACCUCAGCAGACACAUCCGUUCUCAUGGUGACAAAUUGUUCAAAUGUGAGGAAUGUGCCAAGCUAUUUAGUCGCAAAGAGAGUUUGAAGCAGCAUGUUUCGUACAAACACAGCAGGAAUGAGGUUGAUAAUGAAUACAGGUACAGGUGUCCUACAUGUGAAAAGGCUUUUCGGAUAGAGAGUGCUUUAGAAUUUCACAAUUGUCGGACAGAUGACAAGACGUUUCAAUGUGAGAUGUGUUUUAGAUUUUUUUCUACAAACAGCAACCUCUCAAAACAUAAAAAGAAACAUGGAGAAAAGAAAUUUGCCUGUGAGAUCUGUAAUAAGUUGUUUUAUCGGAAAGAUGUCAUGUUGGAUCACCAGAGGCGACAUUUAGAAGGAGUGAGACGUGUAAAAAGAGAGGACUUUGAGCACAGUGCAGAGAACAUGGUCAGAUACAAAAAAGAGCCUUCUGGAUGUCCUGUAUGUGGAAAGAUAUUUUCAUGCAGAAGCAAUAUGAACAAGCACCUCCUGACACAUGGAGACAAGAAAUACACCUGUGAGAUUUGUGGUCGUAAAUUCUUCAGAGUGGAUGUUCUGAGAGAUCAUAUUCAUGUUCAUUUUAAGGACAUAGCUAUCAUGGAUGAUCACCAGAGGGAAGAGUUUAUUGGCAAAAUUGGAAUUUCUUCAGAGGAAAACGAUGAAAAUUCUGAUGGAAGUGUGGAUUCUGAGCCUCACAAGUAUAGCUGCAAAAGGUGCCAGUUGACAUUUGGCCGAGGAAAAGAAUAUCUGAAACACAUCAUGGAAGUUCACAAGGAGAAAGGCUAUGGCUGUAGCAUCUGCAACCGGCGCUUUGCUUUGAAGGCAACCUACCAUGCACACAUGGUCAUUCACCGGGAGAACCUGCCUGACCCCAAUGUGCAGAAAUAUAUCCAUCCAUGUGAAAUCUGUGGAAGGAUUUUUAACAGCAUAGGAAAUUUAGAACGGCAUAAACUUAUACAUACAGGUGUGAAAAGCCAUGCCUGUGAACAGUGUGGUAAGUCAUUUGCAAGGAAGGACAUGUUAAAAGAACACAUGAGAGUCCAUGACAAUAUCCGAGAAUAUCUAUGUGCAGAAUGUGGUAAAGGCAUGAAAACAAAGCAUGCACUGCGCCACCACAUGAAGCUUCAUAAAGGGAUAAAGGAGUAUGAAUGUAUGGAGUGCCAUCGGAAAUUUGCACAGAAGGUCAACAUGCUUAAGCAUUACAAAAGGCAUACAGCAGGGAUCAAAGACUUCAUGUGUGAACUCUGUGGGAAGACCUUUAGCGAGAGGAACACAAUGGAGACCCAUAAACUAAUUCAUACAGUGGGAAAGCAGUGGACGUGCUCAGUGUGUGAUAAAAAAUAUGUCACAGAUUACAUGCUUCAGAAACACAUCCAGUUGACUCAUGAUAAGGUGGAAGCCCAAAGUUGUCAGCUCUGUGGGACCAAAGUUUCAACCAGAGCUUCAAUGAGUCGUCAUAUGAGACGAAAACAUCCAGAGGUGCUUUCAGUGAGGAUUGAUGACUUGGAGGAGCUGUCAGAGACUACUACAGUAGAUGCUUCAUCUAUAGGCAUUGUGCAGACAGAUCUAGCCUUGGAACAGGGCGAGUUGUCAGAAGUCAAGCACAUGAAGGCUCAUAAACGAGGCCAUAAACGGAAACAUAAGCCUGGCGAAGAAGAGGAAACCCAAGUGCCUGAGGAUUCUGCUUUCAGUGAAUAUACAGAAAAAGAAGUGGAGUUUACAGGAAGUGUGGGGGAUGAGACCAAUUCAGCUGUGCAAAGCAUUCAGCAGGUGGUGGUGACCCUUGGAGACCCAAAUGUCACAGCCCCUUCCAGCUCAGUUGGCUUGACCAACAUUAGUGUUACUCCAAUCACUACAGCUGCUGGGACCCAGUUUACAAACCUACAACCUGUGGCUGUAGGUCAUCUUGCCACUCCUGAACGCCAGUUGCAACUAGACAAUUCCAUUCUCACAGUGACUUUUGACACAGUCACUGGUUCUGCUAUGUUACAUGGUAACCGCCAAAAUGAUAUCCAGAUACAGUCGCAGUCUGAAGCCACAAACCCUCAGUCAGUAGCCCAUUUUAUAAACCUGACAACUCUGGUGAACUCCAUUGCUCCAUUAGGGAGCCAGAUAUCAGAACAGCAGCCCUUAACCUGGAGGGCAGUGCCACAGACUGAUGUCCUGCAGACUCAGGCCCAGCCAAGUCAACAGCAGGCUGGGCAACCACAGGUUCAAAGUGAACAGCAGCAGCAACAGAUGUACAGCUAUUAACUUGUACUUGAUAGAAGACACCAAACUGUGGAGGAGCUUGUAGAAGCCUACGGGACAUGUAAACAGAAUCAAUUGCUGGAAAACCAGGGUUAAAGGAAAAAGCUAACAUGGUGCAACAUUCUGAUAUUGGCCCAGCAGUUUGAAAUACAGAGGAGCUCUUGUGAAACUUGUACUCUAUAGAAGCCUAAUCAAACAAAGUAUGGGCAGCAACUGUUCAUAACAAUUACUCAGUGUCAAGAAAAAAUGUGCUAUGUUUGACAAGGAAGUAACACUCCUAUAGAAUGUUUUAGUCGGGCACCGAGACAAAAGAGCAUAAGUAAGCAAAAAAAGAAAGUUUGCUUUUUAUUUCUUAGAUCAGUCCUGUAUCUAACUGAACAUAAGUGGGUGGCAGUAGGGUGGGGAUAGUCUGUGAUGUGAAAUGUACCUCGUUCCAUGAGUUGUUUCCAUUAUAGUGAGGGGGAAUCCACUCUACCAGUAAGAUGACUUGGGUUAUCACCUGAAAUAGCCGGUUUGGUAUUAGAGCAAUGGAAUGGUUUUCUACCUAGUGAAAUUAAAAUUUGAAUCAAACUUCUUGUGAACCAAACCCCUAAUGGUAUAAUGCAGUUCUUGCAAAACUGCUUAUUGAUUCCAUAUUAUGUUUAGCAAAUAGUUCUGGAGAGCAGUCCUUCCCACUCUGAAGCAAGUUUUGCCAGCUGGCUGUUAAUUCACCAAGGAGUCUUCUUCUAUCAUGUCAUAAAUAUUGGGGGGCAGAGGGAGGGCACAAAAAGUCAUUUUUUCAUAAUACCCUUCAUACUUCACUCUUGGUGGGAUAUUUGCAAAUUAAGAGACUUUUGAAAAUAAUUACAUGCAUCCUUUGUUCUCUUUGUAAUAACGGAUAUGUGGAGUCUGUUCAGAACGUGGGAAAUCUGAAGCACCCAACAACACACUGCCUAAGUGAAUCUGGAGGAAAGGCAAAGUAUAACUCCAAUAAACAAAUAGGUGCUAGCAAAAUGAUAAUAUCUAUUCUAGGUUAUGUUGCCCACAAGGAGGCAGCAAAAGACUUGAGCACAAAAAUCAGGGAGCUGUGGAACUGUUGUGUCUGAAUGGAAAGGGCCUUUUGUUUCUUCACCCUUUUACAUAGUAUCUGCCAUAUCUUGUGUUGAAUCCCAUUUCAGUCUAUACUAUGAAAUGCCUCUGGUUGUACCCCUGUCAGAAAAUAAAUGAAAGUAGUCCAGCAGUUGACAAAGAAAAAAGAA
Molecule: messenger RNA, 4886 nt
Organism: Anolis sagrei ordinatus
Lineage: Eukaryota; Metazoa; Chordata; Lepidosauria; Squamata; Anolidae
Gene: PRDM15
Product: PR/SET domain 15
Biological process (GO): regulation of DNA-templated transcription
Molecular function (GO): protein binding; DNA-binding transcription factor activity, RNA polymerase II-specific; RNA polymerase II cis-regulatory region sequence-specific DNA binding
Source: RefSeq, a predicted model, not a curated record